Trichoderma asperellum CBS 433.97 is the source of this 2457-nucleotide messenger RNA. RefSeq lists its product as uncharacterized. Gene Ontology annotation, biological process: protein quality control for misfolded or incompletely synthesized proteins; mitochondrion organization. The record is from RefSeq and is a predicted model, not a curated record. Gene Ontology annotation, molecular function: ATP-dependent peptidase activity; metalloendopeptidase activity; ATP hydrolysis activity. NCBI's taxonomy places the organism in Eukaryota, Fungi, Ascomycota, Sordariomycetes, Hypocreales, Hypocreaceae. Gene Ontology annotation, cellular component: mitochondrial inner membrane.
AUGGCGUUCCACGGUGGUUUGCUGCCUUCAAUGGCAGCAGCCGCAGCGGACACUUUGCCUUCGAUAACAAACACUCUUGCGAGACCCUGGCGACCUUCCCCCGUGCCCCGCCAGCAAAUCGAUGCGACUGCUACAACCGAGACUGCGCGAACAGAGUCGUCUGCCGAGGCGACAGAGAAGUCGACGCGGAUCCAGUUGCCCGAUUUCCUCCAACAAGCACCACUGUACGUUUCUAAGGCUAUCACCCCCAGUGCGAUGGCGCCAACCGACAUUCGCGCUUCCGUCUCUGGAUUGGGUCGGGUUGGUUUGCUCGCAGCGAAUCCAAUCCUCCGACGACCUUUCUUCCAGCCCAUCAACACUGUCUCGCCUCCUCUGGUCAAUCUGUUCAUGCGAUCUACCCCCGCCGUCUCAACCCCGCUACGCGCAAUGUCCACGACCCGGGUUCUCUCCGGAACACUCGGUAUGCAGCACAGAGGCUUUGGAACAGCAAAUGGAAUUUCUCGCAGUCAAUUAGCCUCUGUCGAAGAAUCAGCAAACAGGAACCCCGGAAACGCAAAUCUUCAAAACGCCUUCUAUCAGCUUCUUUUGAGAGCCAACAUGCCUGGCAUCUUGGUGGAAAGAUAUCAAACUGGCCGUUUCGCGACAAAUGCAGGUACUGAGGACGCUUACAAGAGGGCACUGGCUGCUCUCAACAGUGGCACAAGCACCGUGGCUACAGCUACAGCGACACCUGGAUUUGCCCGUGGCCAAUGGGCAGGAAACGAACAGGCCAUCGCUAAUGCCGCUCUCAGUGGCUCGAUGGGCGUCAAGGGAGAACCAAUCCACGUUGUCGUCCAAGAAUCCACUCGGUCGCUUGUCUUUCGCUGGGUCAAGUUUUUCGCUACCUUCAUUGUUUUCACCUACUUGUGUUUUGCAGCUGUGACAAUCCUGAUUGAGACGCUGAGCACCUUCAGACGUGGUCCAGGCGCCAAGGCCGACUCUGAGGUCAAGGCUGAAAAACAGACAACUCGGUUUGACGAUGUUCAUGGAUGCGACGAGGCCAAAGAAGAGCUACAAGAGGUGGUCGAAUUCCUGCGCAACCCCGAGAGUUUCUCCGACCUUGGUGCUAAGCUGCCCAAAGGAGUUCUGCUAGUUGGUCCCCCCGGUACUGGAAAGACGCUUCUCGCUCGGGCUGUUGCCGGAGAAGCUGGUGUUCCUUUCUUCUACAUGUCUGGAAGUGAAUUUGAUGAAAUCUUUGUCGGUGUUGGAGCCAAACGCGUUCGAGAACUGUUCGCAGCGGCCAAGGCCAAGUCCCCUGCUAUCAUCUUCAUUGACGAACUGGAUGCGAUUGGCGGAAAGCGUAACCCAAGGGAUCAAGCUCACUCCAAGCAGACCUUGAAUCAACUGCUUACAGAACUUGAUGGAUUCGACACGGACACUAAGAUCAUCAUCAUGGCAGCUACCAACUUGCCCAAACUUCUUGACAAGGCUCUUACCCGGCCUGGACGGUUCGAUCGACAUAUCAACGUGGAUUUGCCGGACGUUCGCGGCCGCAUUGCCAUUUUGAAGCACCAUGCCAAGAAGAUCAGGCUGUCACCUGAUGUGGACCUUGAAUCCAUUGCUGCACGCGCUCCUGGACAAUCUGGCGCUGAUCUCGAGAACAUGCUAAACGUCGCGGCGCUGCGCGCUAGCAGGGCCAAGGCUCGUGAGGUUUCUAAGAAUGACAUUGACUGGGCAUUCGACCGCAUCACCAUGGGCGCAGAGAGAAAGUCAAUGGUGGUGACAGAGAAGGAGAAGGAAAUGACUGCAUACCACGAGGCUGGCCACGCUCUUGUCCAACUGUUCGAAAAGGAAAGCUCCAACAGACUCUACAAGGUUACGAUUCUUCCCAAGGGACCUUCUCUGGGCCAUACUGCUCAUGUUCCUGCCAUGGACAAGUACUCUUACACUGCGGCCGAAUACAUGUCCAACAUCCGCGUGCUCCUCGGAGGCAAGAUGGCAGAAGAGAUGCGAUACGGCGACGAUAAAGUCACUUCCGGUGUUUCCAAUGAUCUCGAGAGGGCUACUGAUUUGAGUUUCAUGAUGGUCACCAACUUUGGCAUGUCCAAUGCUCUGGGGCCCGUUGAAUACGGCAGACGAUAUGAGAAUCUCAGCUCUGAGACCAAGGCUUUGAUUGAAGGCGAAGUCCAGAAGUCGCUAAGGAAAUCCUACGAAGAUGUGAGAAAACUAUUGACGGAAAAGCGGAAGGAGCUUGAUCUUCUGGCGCAGGCACUGGUUCAGUACGAAACGCUGGAUAAAGAUGAGGUAGAGAAGGUGAUUCGGGGAGAGAAGCUGCUUGACCGGACAGUUGUACCCAAAGGACCACUAACUCUACCAAUCCCUGACGACAUUCCUCAGCCCCCCGGCCUGGGCGUUCCUCAACCUCACCCACCCAUUACACCAGCUCCUCCAGCUUCUGCUAAAUCAUCUGCUACAUAA